Messenger RNA from Dioszegia hungarica, 1005 nucleotides. RefSeq lists its product as uncharacterized. NCBI's taxonomy places the organism in Eukaryota, Fungi, Basidiomycota, Tremellomycetes, Tremellales, Bulleribasidiaceae. The record is from RefSeq and is a predicted model, not a curated record. The transcript is spliced from 3 exons. The coding region runs from base 1 to 1005 and encodes 334 amino acids.
AUGCUCGUAACUGCAUACUCGGCUCUCAUCUUGGGCCUCGCGCGGAUUGUCGCUCGAAACUUGCAAGAUCCAGCGGGGGCCACAGUGUCCACAGUGACGAUGACGAUUACACAGACGGUGUGCAAUGGCGCCCCAGCUUCCAGCACUGCGUCUAGCUCGACCUCGGUACAGCUCCCUGCGCUCGCCAAUGUCAUAUCUUCUAGCUCGACUACAUCCUCCAGCUCCUCGCCGCCAGCCGGGAACGCCGCUGCCCCAACCUCAAGUUCCUCCCUCCCACCCGCCAACGCUGGUGCACCGAGCUCCUCCUCUAGCCUACCCGCCAACGCUGCCAACGGUGGGGCGCCCGGUGGGGCGCCGAGCUCCUCUUCCAGCCUACCCGCCAAUGCUGGUGCGCCGAGCUCUUCCUCCAGCCCAGCCGCUAACGGGGCUGCGCCGAGCUCCUCCUCCAGCCCGCCCAACGGGGCUGCGCCGAGCUCUUCCUCCAGCCCAGCCGCUAACGGGGCUGCGCCGAGCUCCUCCUCCAGCCCGCCCGCCAACGGGGCUGCGCCGAGCUCUUCCUCCAGCCCAGCCGCUAACGGGGCUGCGCCGAGCUCUUCCUCCAGCCCAGCCGCUAACGCGGGUGCGCCGAGCUCCUCCAGUGCUACUCCGUCAUCGUCGUCCUCAGCUGCCGUCGCUUCUGCGUCUGCCUUCCCCCCACGCGUGUGGCUGGCAAUCGGGCCAUACGUCACCGUCACCGACUUUACAGAAGCGCCUGCGACCAAGCCUGUUGAGUGGACCGGCCCAAACAUCAAGGGUCAGAUUGGUCUGGCUACUAACACCAAACCCAUUGAGUGGACCGUCAAAUACAAGCCGCCCGGGGGAGCCGAGAUCACAGAGAAAUGCACAGCGUACCUGAAAAACGGUAACGUGGUCCAGGCCGCCGAUCGGAUCUUUAUCAUCCAAGCGCCCAAAGACGGGCACGUUCAAUACCCCGAAAACGGGGAGGUCCUAUUCAGUUGCAAAUGA